Messenger RNA from Myotis myotis, 1422 nucleotides. Its product is annotated as CUB and sushi domain-containing protein 1-like. Bases 1 to 1422 code for a protein of 473 amino acids. The record is from RefSeq and is a predicted model, not a curated record. The transcript is spliced from 12 exons. NCBI's taxonomy places the organism in Eukaryota, Metazoa, Chordata, Mammalia, Chiroptera, Vespertilionidae.
AUGGGAGCAUUGCUGGCUGCUGUGCUCACUGUCAUCUUCAAGGAGGAGCAUGUUUUGAUGCUGCCCAGCCACACAUGCGGGAACCCCGGGGACAUCCUGAAAGGGGUGCUGCACGGAUCCAGGUUCAACAUCGGAGACAAGAUCCGCUACAGCUGCCUGGCCGGCUACGUCCUGGAGGGCCACGCGACGCUCACCUGCAUCGUCAGCCCCGGGAGUGGCGCCACCUGGGACUUCCCGGCCCCCUUCUGCAGAGCCGAGGGAGCCUGCGGGGGGACCCUGCGGGGCACCAGCAGCAGCAUCUCCAGCCCCCACUUCCCGUCCGAGUACGAGAACAACGCCGACUGCACGUGGACCGUCCUGGCCGAGCCCGGGGACACCAUCGCGCUGGUCUUCACCGACUUCCAGCUGGAGGAGGGCUACGACUUCCUGGAGAUCAGCGGGACGGAGGCGCCGUCCGUGUGGCUCACGGGCAUGAACCUGCCCUCCCCCGUCAUCAGCAGCAGGAACUGGCUGCGCCUGCACUUCACCUCCGACGGCAACCACCGGCGCAAAGGCUUCAACGCCCAGUUCCAAGGGCAGUCAGACACCGUGAAGCUCCUCUCUGUGACUGGCGGCCGAGCCCUCGGGUCUGCAGACCAGUUAGUUUGCAAGAUGCUGGCAUUCACCCCGGUGGCAGCGCGGGCGAGUGCAAGCGUCACCCUGGGCUCCGCACAGUCCAGGAGGCUGUCGGCCCACGUUGCCAGCAAUUACUCAGGGAAGAGCCGGCGACAGUGUGACGAGGGCAGCGAUGGGCCGUGGGUGGAUGUGAAGCUGAGGAGAAAGGAGAAAAUUUACCCUGAAAAGAGCAAUCUGGGAGGUGAAUUGGAAAAUCGCGAGCGCUUGGAAGAGGUGGAAUUAGGUCUGACAUUUGUAGAAGAUGAUGGAAAGGUGUGUGGGGGCCAAAUGAAAAAGGCCAUCGAGCUCAAGUCCAGAGGCGUGAAGAUGCUGCCCAGCAAGGAGAGCAGCCCCAAGAACUCCGUCCUGAGUCAGGGGGGCGAAGCCCUCGUCUCCGACAUGUGCCCAGACCCGGGGGUUCCAGAAUUCGGGCGACGAGCAGGAGCUGAUUUCAGGGUCGGCGCGAACGUGCAGUUCUCCUGUGAGGACAGCUACGUGCUGCAGGGCUCCAAGAGCAUCACCUGCCAGCGGGUCACCGAGACGCUGGCUGCCUGGAGCGACCACCGGCCCAUCUGCCGAGCUCGGACGUGCGGGUCCAACCUGCGGGGGCCCAGCGGCACCAUCACCUCCCCCAACUACCCGGUGCAGUACGAGGACAACGCCCACUGCGUGUGGGUCAUCACCGCCUCGGACCCCGACAAGCAACGUCCAAGCGCGUCCGUGAAGCAGCGCCACGUCCAGGUGGGCCUGGCGGAGCGGAUGUGCUGA